AAAAAAAAAAAAAAAUGUCUACUAUAACAACCGAUCCAACAAAAUACUUAUGUCAUUCUAAUUUGCAAGACAAUUCACAAAUCGAUGAACAACAAUAUAUUAAUUCAACUGAACAACAAAUAUUUUCAUUACCGAUCGUAAAAGAAUUAAAAAAUGAUUCAUCAUACAGAGAAUCAAGAGGGUAUGAACAUAUUAAAGAAGAACAAUUAAAUCAUCAUUUUACUGCUGGAACUUUAAACGGAAAAGGAAAAGUCACUGUUAAACCUUUAAUUUUCUUUUCUGAAGAAAAGAAAGAAAGUGUUACUAUUCUGCAUAUUGGAGACCAUAUGUGUGGGCAUAUUGGAAUUGUUCAUGGUGGAUUUUUAUCAACUAUAAUGGAUGAAUUACUUGCAAGAACUGUUAUUCCUUUUUUGCCAGACAAAAAUGGUGCUACCGCUUAUUUACAUGUAAAUUUUCGUAAGCCAUGUAAGCCGGAUCAAAUCGUAAUUGGACGUAGUAAAACUACAAAAUUAGAAAUAAAAAAAGGAUACGUUGAAGGAACUUUAGAAAAUUUAGAAGGCGUGGUAGUUGUGGAUGCUAAUGCUUUAUUUAUAAGUGUAAAGAAAUUGGAAUAAUUUAGUAAUUUAUAUAAUAAUUAAGGGACCAACUUAUCCACUGUUACAUAAUUACAUAAUUUCCAACCAUCAUAAUCUGCUAUACUUUUCUCAAAUAGUUGACUAAAAUAGAAUAUUAUUUACUAAAUUAUACAUAUAGAGAAAUAUACACAUGUAUUGUAACUAUUUAUGGUUUCUUUUUUAACAUUAUGUAUACUC
Rhizophagus irregularis DAOM 181602=DAOM 197198 is the source of this 812-nucleotide messenger RNA. RefSeq lists its product as uncharacterized. Lineage: Eukaryota; Fungi; Glomeromycota; Glomeromycetes; Glomerales; Glomeraceae. The record is from RefSeq and is a predicted model, not a curated record.